Molecule: messenger RNA, 3334 nt
Organism: Salvia splendens (bonfire salvia)
Lineage: Eukaryota; Viridiplantae; Streptophyta; Magnoliopsida; Lamiales; Lamiaceae
Exons: 15
Coding region: 2130-2732 (200 amino acids)
Source: RefSeq, a predicted model, not a curated record
CUUCCUCACCUCAGCUGCCGUUGCCUCUUCCUCUUUACGGUAGUUCUCUUUUCUCUUUGAUUUCGUUAGUAUUAUAUCCAGAUAUGAAUCGAUGCGGAUAUAAGCCAAAAAAAUAUCUAGCUAGUAGUAUAUUUGUUGAUUCCUUGAAUUUCUCAAGUUUAAAUUCUUUACGAGCUGAAUCCUAAUUUAUUUUACAUAUAUUGGAGUGGCGCACUAAUCUUCUUGAACUUGCACCUCACAGUCAAUAGUUUAAUUAGCCAAAAAUAAUGUUGACAUAUUCGAUUUUGGCGUUGCUCGAUUGGGAUGGAGAAGAUAUAAUGAUCGACCAGUCAAUAUUUGGUAUGGGAGGAAUUGGAAAAAAACUUCGUCCACUUGCAGUCAAGUUCAUUUAAACAGAAAUUGGAUGCAGCUAAAGGCUCCAAAUAUUCUGUUCUGAAAGCCGACAAGAAAUUGGAGGUUAUACAGGAAACCUUUACGCCCACUAAUGAACUUCAAGAAAUGAUGAAUCUGAAGCAAACAUAUGGUGGUAAUGAUUGUAAUGAUGAAAGGCGUACAAAAAAUAAGCAUGAUAAGCUACAAAAUACAGUGAACAAAGGCACAAAGCGAAUGAGGGAUACAGAAAGUGCUUUACCUAGUGUGGUACAGACAGAUAAGGAUAAGGAUAAGCGAAGAAAGCAAAUUGCUGAGAAAGUUGCAGAAUCGGCAAAUGUACAUGGCAAUGAUGCUUAAAAAGUACAAGGGAAAGGUAAAAAGUUUGCCCGUAAUGAUGCUAAAGACGAUGCCUGUAGACCUUCUGUCUAGAGAGUUCUAUGUCUUUAGAGAGGACCAAGGAAAUUUGUUGAAGCGAUGGAAUCGCUUAAUGAUGAUCAGAGAGAUGCUGUAGAGGAUAUGGGGUUUGGCAGCCUUUUGCACUUCAACUUAACCUAUAUCCCAGCGAAGCUCGCAUUUGAGAUUCUUGAUCAUUUUGAUCAAGAUACAUGCGGUGUAGUAUACCAAUGUGGUAUACCAAUGUGGUAUACUACAUAUUGGGCAUGAUGAUGUGCGGGCUACUUUGGGGUUGCCAAAUGGUGGUUUGAGUUUAGAGGAUAAUGGACGUCAAAAGACCAACAGGUUCAUAAACAAGAUUGCUGAAUCUGUCGGUCAAAAGAGGUCUAAAAUGGGUGUAAAGAUGCUUACAUAUAUGAUGUUAAGUGAUAUCUAUGGAGGGGAGAAGUUCAGGAAGAUAUUCCUGAUUUUGGUUGAUACAAUCUUGAUCAACCCUUCGGGAGAUGGGUAUUUGCACACGCAGAUUGAAGAGGUCAUCCAUGACAUUGAUAAUGUCAAGGAAUAUAACUGGUGUGGGUAUGUCAUUGACAGCCUACUCGAUGCCCAUAAGACCUGGGCUCGAAACAAGGACAAACCAUUCACUGGCUCAAUUUCAUUUCUGGUGCCAUGCUUUGUGGAUAGGAUUGUGCUUCGAUCGAUGCCUGUUACCCGAACAUUCCCAACCAUAAAGGGCUUGACAAGCACGUUAAUGCAUGAACGCGAGAAAUUGGAGCUUGAGCCCGGGCCAUUUGGAAGAGGCAUUGAGGAGCCCAUCUUUGACCCCAGAAGAUGCUACAUGUCUGAAGAACCUGCCAAGGAGAAUACUGUGUCCUCCUCUGGGGCAAAGCCCAAAGAUAUCUCUUUGACAGCCCAACGUAGAAGUAUUGUUGUCAACCUUAUGGGAAAGGUUGCUGACGUCCUAGGGGAGCUGAUGAAGGAGCUCGAAGAUGGGGCAGACGAUCUAAAGAAUAAUGGCUGCUCUAAAGUUGCAGCCAAAUGCUCAAUGAAGAUGAUGGGGUUACAUGAGAUAGAGCCAGAAGAAGAGGCGAAUGAUGUCCAAUCAAUGUCUCAAGCAAUGGAAGAAGAUGAUCUCGACAAUCCAGAGUUCAUUGGUGCUGUAUAGAAGGACCUUCCUUUGAUCUAGGAUUUGAGUUUCAUGAAAGAAACGUAAGUUGACGAUGGGCUGCAUCGUGAUGUUGUGGUUGGAGUGUUGUGUUUUUUUUUCUUUUUUUUAUUUAAAUUACAACAAAUAAACUCCUAUACUAUAGAUAGGAGGAAAUUACAACUGAUGUCAAGAGGGCUCGAAAUCGACACCUCAUGCAAUAAUGUCAAAGCUCCUUGCCGCUAGGACAAAGGCUCUGGACAAGGUUGAUACUACACCGACAAGGGAUAUAGAUCCUGGAAACUACAUCUUUGAGGUUGUGCAGUUCAUGCCUGUCCAACAUUUGGACAAGGAUAUUCCACCAUCAAUCAUCAAUGUUGAUGCUGGACUUAGGGGAAACUUAGAAGUUAAUCUAGUGGAAAAGGAUUUUAAUAUGCCUUGUGUAGUUCAACAUGGAGCAAAUAUGAGAUCGCAUACAGAUAAUGAGCCAAAAGAUGAUGUUGCAAAGGAUUUUAAAACGCUGUGUGUAAUUCAACAUGGAACAAAUGUGAGAUGGCAUACAAAUAAUGGGCAAAAAGAUGGAGUAAAGAAUGCUAAAGUGGCUGCUGAAAUACAGUCAGUUAUUGAUGCUUACAAGGAAAUAGACAUGGAUGAUGAUUUCAUGGAUAGUGGUCCAGUUGGUAAGCCGGUGGGGACUGAGGUCAUUGUUUACAAUGCUAACAAGAUGCAUGGGCUUCCUACCUCAACAACAUGGCAGAAUUUCGAUCAUCGUACUCAUCAAGACGGCUAUUCUUCACCACGUACCCAUGUUUGUACACCAUUGUGACAAAGCCUCAAUCCAUGGAUGUCAACACAGUUAUUGCAAACUUCUGUAACAACUUGGACAGAGAGGUGAAGGAAAUACCAUAUUUCAAAUGGGAAGAUGUGAACACGGUGUUGUUCCCCAUAUGUGCAAAUCAACAUUAUUAUGUUGUUUGUUUUUGCUUCAAGAGAAAUGUUAUUGCUGUAAUAGACAAUUCUGCAAACGGGGAUGACAAUGACCUCACAAUAAAUUAUGGUCACAUUCCAGAAACAUUGAGAUCAUACUUUUGUCACUUCCUCGCCAAGAAUGGUCUCCACGCAUAUUGUAAGAUCAUGUCCAACUCCAAAAUGCAGAGAUUGAAAAUGCCAUGGAGGACAGUUGAUAACGUUGAAGAUUGUGGAGUAUUUCUAAUGCGGCAUAUGGAAACGUACAAGGGUGAGCGAGAAGGUUGCUGGAAUUGUGGCUUGAAGAAAUCAAGUUCGGGUGUGCUUUAGAGCUUGAGGGAUAAAUAUUGUUCGGCGCUGAUGUUAGCCGAAAACAGCCACGAAAGCUUCAACAACAAAAUUGUUACAGCAGCGUAUUAUGAAGAGAAAAGCAAACAUAUUGAAAUUGAUGUUGAGAAAAUG